Aspergillus costaricaensis CBS 115574 is the source of this 1071-nucleotide messenger RNA. RefSeq lists its product as uncharacterized. The coding region runs from base 1 to 1071 and encodes 356 amino acids. The record is from RefSeq and is a predicted model, not a curated record. The transcript is spliced from 2 exons. Lineage: Eukaryota; Fungi; Ascomycota; Eurotiomycetes; Eurotiales; Aspergillaceae.
AUGAAACUGUCUCCUCCGGCAGAGGACGAUUUCGUCUUCGUAAAUGUCUCGCGUCCCGACGAAUUCAAGUCUGCGUCAACACAGCGCACCAUCCGGCGCCAUGUCAUGCGCGACAUUGGGAGAUCGCGUCGUCGCACCCGCCCGGGGCAACGAACUUGGUCCGUCACCCUACGAGCCCCUUCAGAUCCAGUCGCAGAGCACAUCCCAGUGUCGAUUGACCCAUGCAAUACGACGUUUUAUCCCGGCCCUAUGAGCGACCGAGCGCUACAGCUCAUGCACUUCAGUAUGUCCCUGCAAAUACCAGCGCCUCCUCGACCUUACCUAUCUGACCCGCGUAGUGACUACGGACCGCGACUACGUGUUUCGCUCGACAUUGCGGGUAGCGUGAUGGAAGACUCCCGCCCACGGUUGCCUACUCCGCCGGGAUUUGCAUCCCAAGUCCCCAAUAUUCCGUCUCCCACUCUUGGGAAACUUCUUGGGAACCUUGUUGCAAGAUAUGAUUACUACAGCGACAUCACGACAGCCUUCAGUUAUGCGAACUUUAUUGUCCAAUACACGGACGGGUCCCUUCGUCGUUCUGAGACAGCCUGGCUAAACGAGGAUAACCUCACUGUAAUUGAACUGUUUGGGCCAGCCACACAUUUCCUACUUUGCAUGUCGAGGCCGACCGAGAUAAGCUCUAGCGCAACAGACAUACCAGUUCUACAGCUACGCGAAGCACUCCGGCUGGUGCUAUUACUAUUCCUUGGCACGUUGAAGCAAGCAGUCUUUCUCUUUACCGCCCACGAAUGCGAAUAUCUGUGGUGCAAGUUGUCGACACUCAUUUCACAGAUUGAGAAGGCCAACUAUGACGACUCUUGUCUGAAACUGUAUCUCUGGGUUCUCGUCAUAAUGUCUCGACUCUCUCAUUCUAUCCAGUCAUCGAUGUACCUUGACGAUAUCAGUGCUGUUCUGAACCUCCUAGGCAUGGGUAGCAAGGAAGGCCUAGAUCUGGUCAAAAGUAUCAUGUCAAUCGACAUUCUGGAUGGCUAUCUACCCUUCCUCCCAGCGCUAGAGACCUCGGGUUCAUAA